CCAAUCUUAAGAGCACCCCGUCACGAAAGUCUAUGUGCAAGGGAGACAGAAGAAACUGUGUCCCGCUUCUUCUCCCAGUCCCCCUGUCCCUCUCUGUCUCUCUCACGUACAGGCGCGCACUGAAUCGAUAGAUCCAGUGUCAAACCAAACAAAUAGGUAGCAGUGCUUCGAUCAAAAGCAAUGAAACCCUUGCCAAUAUUGAGUUUCCUAAUAGUACUGUUUGUUCAAGAAGCCUUAGGUUCCAGCAUUCAGCAAGCACUGUUUCAGUUUAGAGAAAGAAUCAACGGAAAUUCAGCCUAUUGUCCUACCGAACCAAAUUUUUCAUCGCCGGAGACUUCAGCCAAAAGGGAUGGUAGAAUUUUCUAUCCAAUUGGGUAUGGAGCAGACCCAAGCGGGGGAAGAGACAGCAGUGAUGCCAUACUGCAGGCCUUGGGAGAUGCAGUCCAAAUGCAAAGUGGGUUGGAGUUGCUGCCUGGCAUUAGCGACUUCGGAGGUGUGACGAUUCAUUUGCAAGGUGGAGACUACAAAAUCAGCAAACCGAUAAGGUUCCCUUCAUCUGGUGUUGGCAAUAUUGUGGUACAGGGAGGAACUUUGCGAGCAUCGGAUAAAUUUCCCGGUGAUCGACAUCUUAUAGAACUGUGGUCAGAGAAUUCUCCGCCAUUCGACCAGCUGCGGCUCCAAACAAAUGCAUUCUACUAUGAGGACAUCACCUUCCGGGACAUCCUCUUUGAUUCAAGCUACCGAGGAGGAGGGAUUCUCAUUGUUGAUUCAGUCAGAAUCCGGGUAAACAAUUGCUUCUUUCUCCACUUCACAACACAGGGAAUUAUAGUUAAAAGGGGCCACGAGACCUUCAUUUCAAGCUGCUUUCUUGGACAACAUUCAACAGCAGGCGGGGAUAAAGAUGAGAAGUAUUUCUCAGGCACUGCCAUUGAUCUUAACAGCAAUGACAAUGCAGUCACGGAUGUUGCAAUUUUCUCUGCGGCAAUUGGCGUUGUACUAAGAGGUCAGGCAAACAUACUCACAGGAGUACAUUGCUACAACAAGGCAACAAGUUUUGGUGGGAUCGGAAUAUUGGUAAAACUGGCUGGAUGCUCACAAACCAGGAUAAAUAGCUGUUACUUGGAUUACACUGCUCUAGUCAUGGAAGACCCUGUACAAGUUCAUGUCAGUAAUGGGUUCUUCCUAGGGGAUGCUAAUGUGGUCUUAAAAUCGAUCAAGGGUCAAGUCUCUGGGUUGAAUAUUGUGGAUAACAUGUUUAGUGGGCAGGCUGGGAACAUGGUACCCAUAGUUCAAUUAGAUGGGAAGUUCAAUUACAUCGAUCAAGUGGUGAUUGACAGGAACAAUGUGAAUGGAAUGAGCUUGAAAUCAACUGUCGGAAAACUAACAGUGGCCGGAAAUGGGACGAGAUGGGAGGCUAAUUUCUCGUCGGUGUUGGUAUUUCCCCACCGGAUUAAUAAUCUGCAGUACUCUUUGCACACUCGAGGAGAGCCUAAGUUUACAGCUCAUGCAGUGACUGAUGUGUCUAAUAAUGUAGUGGUUGUGGAGAGCGAGAAGGCCGUUAAUGGGGUGGUCUCCGUAGUUGUUGACCAGCAUAGUGAUACUGGAGAAAAACAAGUCUUCUGCGUGUAAAGCUUAUAGUUAUGCUACCUAAUUAUAUAUACAAGAAUGAUAUAUACGCACGCGCACACACGUGUAUAUAUAUAUAUAGAAAUAAAGGAGAUUGACAAGCCUA
Carya illinoinensis is the source of this 1732-nucleotide messenger RNA. Its product is annotated as polygalacturonase QRT3. Lineage: Eukaryota; Viridiplantae; Streptophyta; Magnoliopsida; Fagales; Juglandaceae. Gene Ontology annotation, molecular function: polygalacturonase activity. The coding region runs from base 181 to 1629 and encodes 482 amino acids. The record is from RefSeq and is a predicted model, not a curated record. The transcript has 3 exons.